GGAGCAGUGAGGACUAGAUACCUGCUUGCCAUGGCCUGUGGGUCGGGGGAUCUUCAAGGCCUUCUUACAUCUCCACUUCCUUCUGCCAGAUUAGAUCAUCAGCCGUAUAUUGAAGGGCCCUGGGUCCGGGGCUGCGGUCAGACCAACAUAUCCUGCAGGAUGGUGAAGGGGAAGCUGGUAGAGGUAGGCAAGUGGCCGUGGCAGGUGAGCAUCUUGUUACUGGGCACGUACAUCUGCAGCGGCUCCCUCAUCCACCACCGGUGGGUCCUCACGGCUGCACACUGCUUUCAGAGAUCCAAGGACCCCAGCCAGUACUCUGUGAUGGUGGGAGUCCGUCAACUCCCAGAAAAUGGCACUCAGCUCCUGGUCACUCACAUCAUGAUUCAUGAGGAUUUCAACAAUUUCAUGUCUCAGAACAUUGCCCUCCUGAAGCUCAAGAACUUCGUCUCCUGGACUCCCCUCAUCCAGCCUGUCUGCCUCCCCAACGUCAAGUUCAGGUCAUCCAUUGGAAGCAUGUGCUGGGUAAUUGGCUGGGGAAAUACAGGACAAAAAGGUUGACUCUGGCAGCUCCCUCGUCUGCCAAAUGAACAAGACCUGGAUUCAGGUGGGAGUGAUGAGCUGGAGCUUUAGCUGCGGGCGGCGCCACUUCCCGGGCAUCUACACCAGCACUGCCCACUUCACCUCCUGGAUCAGGGCUCAGGUUUCUGACCUGAGGUUCGUCAGUAGGGCUGGCCCUUCCUUCCUGAGCCCAGUUAUCCUCACUGGCUACCUUCUGCUGGCCUCCUUGGGCUCCCUGUGCUCCUGUGAGUGGUGUUAAGGACAGCUGCUCCCAGAGGCUGCUUCUCCCUCCCCUGUGUUCUGCCCUUUGAAGUGCAGACCAGAGGUUGCACAGGAUGGCAGGGCAGAGUGGCCCCGGGGGAGGGUCCAAGAGCCGCUGUUAUUUUCUGUUGUUCAAUGAAGAUGCUUUUGAACUU
Molecule: messenger RNA, 974 nt
Organism: Sapajus apella (tufted capuchin)
Lineage: Eukaryota; Metazoa; Chordata; Mammalia; Primates; Cebidae
Product: putative serine protease 46
Exons: 4
Coding region: 31-558 (175 amino acids)
Biological process (GO): proteolysis
Molecular function (GO): serine-type endopeptidase activity
Source: RefSeq, a predicted model, not a curated record